AUGGUGCAGAAUGACGGCCUCAUCUCUUCCAGUCAGACCCGCGGAAAGAUCUCGAUGGGAACAAAUGCCAAACCGCUGACAAUGGGCCGAGUCAAAGGCCAGUGGACACCCACGCUCUUGAGCUUUGGCCUGCAGCACAGCGCCCAAAUGUCACAGCUGUCCGGGGACACGGCGGCAGGACAAACAGGAGCGGUCUCUGCCUUCAUCGGUGACCGUAGUGAGGGUUGUUGUCUGCUUUGA
This is a messenger RNA of Knipowitschia caucasica, 240 nucleotides long. NCBI's taxonomy places the organism in Eukaryota, Metazoa, Chordata, Actinopteri, Gobiiformes, Gobiidae. The record is from the annotation of a GenBank genome assembly.